AUGGUUUGGUUCCAACACCACUCCUAUUGCGAUCUGUUCAACCAUAGUCUGCAUGAUCAGCUAUAUCUCGGCUUCUUGAAGAAGUUGAAGAAAGAGAUGGAAGGACGACGGUUAUUUCAUAUCAGAAAUAAUCCGUUUGAUUUAUCUAAUAAAGAUUUUAUUCGUUUAUAUAGAAUAAACAAAAGAAUAACGGAAAAUAUAAUAGAUAUUGUUACAACAGCAAUACGUUUCAUGGCAUCUGGCAGUUACCAGACAGACAUACAAUUUUGGGAAAAAUAUGAUUUUCCUGGAAUUAUAGGACGCAUAGAUUGUACUCACGUGGCAAUAGUGACAAUAGUUGCACCUCCCAAGCAUCAUCCACAAUUUCCGGAACAUAUUUAUGUGAAUAGAAAAGGUUAUCACUCAAUUAAUGUACAACUGAUAUGUGACAGUGAUUUAAAAAUAAUCCACCUAAAUGUAAAUAUCCGGGAAGUACACACGAUAGUUAUAUCUGGAAUAAUUGUAACUUUUUACCAAUUUUGAAGGAAAUAUACAAUCGAGAACAUACUUUUUAUCUUUUGGGUGAUUCUGGAUAUGCAUUAAGGCCAUGGUUAUUGACACCUGUUAUAAAUGCUAUACAAAACUCAUCCGAAGAUCGAUAUAAUGUUGCACAUAGACGAAUUCGAACCUUAAUAGAAAGGACGAACAGUUUAUUGAAGAUGCGUUUUCGAUGCUUGUUAAAACAUAGAGUCUUGCAUUACAAACCAGACGUAGUAUCGCGUUUAGUUAAUGCUUGUAUAGUAUUGCACAAUAUGUGCAUUGAAAACAAAGUACCAAUGCCGC
Odontomachus brunneus is the source of this 822-nucleotide messenger RNA. RefSeq lists its product as uncharacterized. The coding region runs from base 1 to 522 and encodes 173 amino acids. The transcript has 7 exons. NCBI's taxonomy places the organism in Eukaryota, Metazoa, Arthropoda, Insecta, Hymenoptera, Formicidae. The record is from RefSeq and is a predicted model, not a curated record.